Molecule: messenger RNA, 5734 nt
Organism: Bufo gargarizans (Asiatic toad)
Lineage: Eukaryota; Metazoa; Chordata; Amphibia; Anura; Bufonidae
Gene: AK9
Product: adenylate kinase 9
Exons: 39
Coding region: 92-5623 (1843 amino acids)
Biological process (GO): nucleobase-containing compound metabolic process
Cellular component (GO): cytoplasm; mitochondrion
Molecular function (GO): AMP kinase activity; ATP binding
Source: RefSeq, a predicted model, not a curated record
GUCGCCAUGGAGAUGGCGGAGGUUGUACACAAAUCAGUGCAGACUAGAGCCACAGAGGAGAGAGAGUGAGGGGAGCUGAUGUGAGUUUGCCAUGGCUGAGAGAGAGAACGUUCAUAUUCCUCCACUUGCGGAUACCUUUGAAGAAAAUGAAACAGAAAAAGCAUUUCUUAUGUCCAAGCCAACCUGCUUUCUUAUCGUUGGAAAGCCAGGUACGGGAAAGGCUACUCUUGGGAAGAAGCUUUCACAGUCAUGGAACUGCAUUUUUAUUGAAGCCAAAGAACUGAUUAAUGAGCACAUUAAGCGGGAAACAGAUGAAGGCAUUAUGAUUCAAGAACUACUUUACAAGGGUCAGAGCAUACAAGAUGAACUCAUAAUACAGCUUAUAGUGAACAAGAUAAAUUCUGCAGAAGUGGCCCACCAUGGUUACAUGCUUUGUGGGCUUCCAUCCCUCUCUGAAGAGUUCAUAAAGAUUGCAGAAGAGAUUGAAUUAAUAAAGAAUUUUACAUUAAAACCUGAUGUCAUCAUCAAUAUCAAGUGUCCAGACAAAGACUUAAGCAGAAGGCUAAGUGGACUUAAGCAAGAUCCAGGAACAGGAAGAAUUUAUAAGCGUGAAGAAUGGGACCCUGCUCUAAAAGAGAAGAAGAAAAAGCCUCAGGAAGGCGAAGAAGAAGAAGGGGAGGAAGAGGAGGAAGAAGAGCUAGAAGAAGAGGAGGAAGAAUUUGACAAUUCAAAAGAAGUUUUAAACCAGCUUGUAUAUAGACCAGAAGACUUCCCUGAAAAUGUUGAAGAGCGCAUACGGUUAUACAAGGACACUCUUUUACGUCCUGUAGAGGAUCUUAUGAUCGAUCACGACCCUCAAUACCUCAUUGAACUUGAUGGAAAUAAGAAAUCUGAUGAACUCUUUGUAUCCGUUUUAUCCCGUCUGGAGUCGCUGGGUCUUCGUCAUGGAGCUGUUGUAAUGAAGCUUCACAACUCAGAAGAAGAGGAGUCAGUCGAAGGCCUAGACAGUGAUGAACUAAUGAGGACACUUUCAUCCUACCGUAUGAUUGCACCAAGAUACAGGUGGCGCAGAAGCAGAUGGGGUACUUUAUGUCCUGUGGCUUUGAAGGAGGGAUAUAUUAGGAAAGGAUUGGCAGAAUUUGCUGUUAGUUUUCUAGAUAAAAUGUACUUCCUUUCUUGUGAGGAAUCAUUGAUAAACUUCGUGCAGAAUCCUCGGCCAUACCUUCUUCCUCCUAUGCCACUACCUCCCUGCAAGGUGGCCGUUCUUGGACCAAAAUCCUCAGGGAAGACAACAGUCUGCAACUUAAUAGCUAAUAAAUACUCAGGAAAGGUAUUUGACAUGUCUAUGCUUAUUAUACCGUACAUGGAAGAAGCUAAACAAAAUGCCUUGGUAAAAGCUUGUGAAGAGGCCACUGAAAAAGCCAUAGAAGCUGUCAAACAAAAGUUACAGCAAGAGAAAUUACUGAAAGCAGAAGAAGAUGCUCAGAAAGAAACAGAAAAGGAAGAAGAACCUGAUGAAUCAUCAAGUCAGGUGGAUGAAGACCGAAUUGAAAAAGAAAACACAGAAAACACAGAAGAUCUGGAUACAACUGAGAAGAUUCGGGAGCAAAAAGAAGAACCAAUAGAGAAGACAGAGGAACAAAGUGUCCUUGAAGAAGCAGAACCUGUAGAAGAGGUCACUGCUGAUCAUCCUGAAGUCCAGCAAAUGGUAGCGGAAGCCAUGAGAUUAGUACAAGAGACCCCAGUAACACUAAAUCCAGACGUUUAUGUCAGUGCACUGGAUAAAGCUAUUACAGAGUUCAAUGAGGAAAAUAAAGAGCGAUUUCCUGGUGCCCCCGCUGUUGGAGGAUGGGUGUUAGAUAAUUUCCCUAAUUCACCUAAUUAUUGGAUACCUUUGGCAGAAAAGGGAUUUCUUCCAGACACUGUCAUUUGUUUAAAAAAUCAAGCAGAUAAUGGAAAGUACUUACUCAAUAGACUCUACCUCCUAAAUGAACAGGAGAUUAAUAAUAACAUAUUACACAGGCUCCAGAAGGAACGAGCAAGAAAGAUACAAGAAGAAGAAGAAGCAAGAAAAGAACAACAGGAGAUCAUACGAUUGCAAGAACAGGAAAAGAGAAAGCUAGAAGAGAUGAAAAAACAAACUGAUGGUUCAGAAGAAAUGCAAAAAGAGUCAGAAGAGCAAGGUGCAGUGGAUGCUGAUCAUCUAGGUCCCUCAGAACCAGUUUCAACCAAGCAAGAUUUGACAGCCACUAUAGCGGAGCCGGAAAUACAUUCAGAUACAGAGCAGCCGGAGCCAGAGCAAGAAAUUGUUUUACCUGAAGUUCCUGAGGGAGGAUAUCCAGAUGUACCAGAGAUAGAACCAUUCAAGCAGCUCAUAAACACAUUUAAUGAAGAAUGGCAAUUGCUGCAGCCAGUGUUUGCUGACUCAUCCAUGGUUAAUGUCGCUUUCCUGGAAGUAGCCGAUAAAUCACCAGAAAUGCUUCUACAAGACGCAGUGACAUCUAUGGAAAGGCCAUUUCAGUAUCAGGGAUGGGAAAUAACAUCCCAGGACAUAGAUGAAGAAGCAGAAGACAUACAAGCAGAGUUGGAAGCUGGUGAGGAAGAAGAGGAACACGAAGAAGAGGAGGGGGAAGAGGCCGAAGAAGAUGAGGAUGUUACACAUGAAAAAAAUAAACAAUAUGGAGACUCUAAACAUUUCUGCCCAGUGGCUUUUAAAGAUAAGCACAUUCUUCACCCGGGACAAGUGGAUUAUGCAGCAAUAUACAGAGAGAAGAUGUACUACUGCUCCAGUCCUGAAGCAAGGAAGACAUUUCUUGAGAAUCCUCAGUAUUACGUUGCUCAUGAAGAACCCUUACAAGCUCCACCUUUGAGAGUGCUGCUGAUUGGUGCAAGUGGUACUGGCAAGACAGUUCAUUCAAGAUGGUUAGCAGACAAACUGGGCUUGUUCCACAUUCAGUUCAAAGAGCGCCUCCAAGAAAUCAUGCUGUCUAAGCUGGAGAAAAAGAUCGGACCUCAGUAUGAAGAAGACACAGUCGAGGAUGAUUCAGAAGAGGAAGCCAUACUGCUUGGACUGGAAAAUGGAGACACAGAUGAAAACAGAAAAGAAAAUAGCACCGAGCCAAAGGAAGAAGUGGUGUUAACUGAAGAGGAAGAAGCAGUCAAGUCAUAUUUAGCAGACAAUGAGCCUCUACCAACUGAAGUUCUGGACCAGCUUGUGGUUGAAUGGUGGACUAAAGAACCUUUUCAUGCAACUGGAUUUGUAUUGGAUGGCUUCCCUAAUACAGUUGACGAAGUCCAAUACAUAGGUGACCAUGGCUUGUUCCCAGAGAUUGCGAUCUUACUAGAAGCUGACGAGAGUGACAUUUGUGACAGGUUACUGCCCCCUCGUUUAACUAAUUGGCAAGAGCGACGAAGAAAAAGGGAAGAGCGAAAACAGAGAAUUAGAGAUAUGAAGAAGAAAACAAGGGAUGAGCAGAUUGCCAAAAGACGAGCUGAACUUUUAGCUGAGCAAAAUGAGGAGAAAACGGGACAGAAGGAAAGAGAAGGCAGUGAUGAAGAGGAGGAGGAAGAAGAGGAAGAGGUUGACAACAUUGAGCUGAUCCUUGCAGAAGAGUUUCCAGAGGAAGAAGAGGAGGAGCAGGAAGAAGAAGAGGAAGAAGAUGCCAUUGAAAGAAUGAAAACGGAAAUUGGAGAAAAGUUUGAGGCAGAUACUGAGUCUCUCCAAUCAGUCAAGGAAGAACUCCAAAGCCUAAUGAUACCUUGUAUUACAAUUAAUGCAAGUCGAAAACCAUAUAUUGUAUGUUUUCAGCUCUUUGAUAAGCUGAAGUAUAUAGUGGAAAAUCGUGCAAGCCUCUUUGAAAAAUGUUACCCAAUCAGCUUAUCCAUUGCUAGCAAAAUGCUUCAUGUAUCCUAUAAGCACCCCAGUAUCUUCGGACGAUGGGACCCAGUAAAGCUGAGCCAAGGAGAAGUAAUUAAACCCUUUAGAAACCAAGAAAAUCCAGGCUAUCCAUUGAUCUACCGCCAAUACAUUUAUUUCUUCUCAACAAAAGAAAACAGAGACGUUUUUACGAGGAAUCCCAUUAAAUUUAUACGUCAGCCAAAACCAAAACCAUCAGUGCCAAUAAGAAUUGCAGUUCUUGGUCCUCCAAAAUCUGGAAAGACAACAGUUGCCAAGAUGUUUACAAGAACAUAUGGAUUACAGCGCCUUUCCAUAGGAGAUGCCAUACGUUCUGUGCUAGAAGACCAGCCUAACACUGAACUUGCAUUAGAGAUAAAGAGUCAUCUUGAAAAGGGAAUGGUUGUGCCUGAUGAUCUGGCAAUAAGAUGUUUAGAAAUAGCAAUGAUGGAUCUAACAUGCAAUACAAUAGGAGUUGUUUUUGAUGGAUAUCCUGCAACGAAACAACAAGCUGAUCUUCUGGAAGCAUGCAGCAUAAUACCAAUAAAAAUCUUUCAGCUAGAACUACCAGUGAAAGAAGUUUUAAGAAGAGGAUUUCAAGAGAAGAGGGACACAAAAAGCAGACCUUACCCUGUGCAUGAUAGCACCCAGAUUUUAACUGUGCGUAACUCCAAUUAUAAGCAGGAGAUUAAUCGUAUUAAGGAUUAUCAUGUAAAACAACAUCAAAACUGGUGUGAAGUAGAUGCAAUGCGCAGCAAGUGGUGGGUGUCAAACAAGAUUAUUGAAGAGGUCUGUGCAAGUCUCAACCAAAUCCAAACCUACCUGGAGAGAAUAAAGGAAGGUAAAGCGUCUGCUGUGGCUGACUUCUGUAUCAGUCCUCAUGAGCUGCUGUCUCGGCUGGGAGAGUUUGGACAAUACUGUCCUGUGAGUCUGGCACAAAGGGGGGAGCUCGUAGAUUGUUCUGUAACAUCAUCCCUGCAGUUUGCAGCCGAGUUCCGAGGACACUACUACAGGAUGGCUUCACAAGAGGAGCUUGAUGCUUUCAUAAAAGCUCCAGAGUUAUAUGUGCCCCCAUUGGCACCACGUCCACUUCCUCCUCCUGAAAUGUUACCUAAGAGGUUAACAGUGGCUGAUGUGAAAUCAAAGUUCCCCAAAAAUGCAGAGAUGAAGGGGUACUGUCCAGUUACCUAUGUGGAUGGCAAAAAGAGGUAUGAAGCUCUUGUUUCUGGACACCUUGAAAAUGCGGUGGAGUACGGAGAUAAAAUAUAUAUUUUUGAAAGUGAAGAAAAGUUACAAAGGUUUAUGAGACUUCCAGGAAAAUAUUGGAACCAUAAACUGCCAUCCAAACUCCCUCCAAAGAUGGAGCCAAUAAUGCUGACAUCUCUGCCUUUAACGGGAUACCUAGAACAGGGAGCAGCGACUGCUAUAAUAAAAGCAUUAAAUGAUGUGGGAUGUCUAAAGCCAAAGUAUCCAUUUUUAAGCGUAAAACAGUCAGCCCUGCUGUAUAUUGCGUAUCACCUAAAAGCGUACAAUCCACGGAACUCUGAUUAUAUUCGGAAGAAAUACAAAAGGAAAAUGGAGCAAUUUUUGGACUGCUGUGAACUCAUCACUUACCUUGGAAACAAGAUGACUCGCAAAUACAAAGAACCUCAGAGGAGGCCAAUUGACUUUGACUACAAAAUGCAGUCGUUUCUUUCACUUAGAAAUGUGAAUCCAACAUGUAUUUAACAGAUACUUUCAAACAUAUCCAAAAAUGUAUAUGUGUACGGUUUGUCAGGGAUAUGUUAAAGUUAUGAGUAAUGAAGUAUGUAAUAAUAUAUGAUCAUUUGUCUGCUUAGU